Panonychus citri (citrus red mite) is the source of this 2492-nucleotide messenger RNA. It is a transcript of the gene PSR, whose product is annotated as bifunctional arginine demethylase and lysyl-hydroxylase JMJD6-like. Gene Ontology annotation, biological process: phagocytosis. Bases 613 to 1857 code for a protein of 414 amino acids. Gene Ontology annotation, cellular component: nucleus; cytoplasm. Gene Ontology annotation, molecular function: histone H4R3 demethylase activity; P-TEFb complex binding. The record is from RefSeq and is a predicted model, not a curated record. NCBI's taxonomy places the organism in Eukaryota, Metazoa, Arthropoda, Arachnida, Trombidiformes, Tetranychidae. The transcript has 5 exons.
UAUAUUUAUAGAAUGGGAAAAUAAGUAUGAAGAUGAUUAAAGAACGAGAUAGAAAAUGAUUAUUAAAUUGUCAAUUUUCUCCAUCGUUAAUUAACAGAAGAAUAUAGAAGAAUAAUUUUGACAGUAACAAUUAAAUCUAAUUGUAAAUGAGAGUAAAUUUCCAAUGAGUUACAUUGAGAAUCCAUGAUGGCGGAUUAGCCGGUAAGUGAGAAGAUGAAGAAACUGUUUCCAUUUUAACUCCAAUUAAAUGAUCAAUUAAAUGUUCACUUUGCUUUCGAUGAGUUCACGUAACAUAAAUUAGCAACAAUUUAACAAGCAAUUAACAUGACAGUCGAUGAUUAGGAUUGUGAAAGAAAAUCAAUUCAAACAUCGAGACAAAAUUUUCCAUGGACAGCUGACUCAUCCGCCCUUCUCUUUCUUUUCUCUUUUCUCUCUUUCUAAGUCAUAUGUUUUUCUCUUUCUAAUUUACUGUCUUCGUUUCUUUCUCAGAGUUCAACUGUUCAUAUUUUUAGAAUUGUUUUGUUUUUCUCUCUCUUUUUUUUUCUUCUUUUUUAAUUAGAAUAAAAGUUGAUUUAGUUAAUUAAUUUGUUGAUUGAUUUACUAAUUAAUGGAAUGGAUACCAACAAAUUACGAUUUGAACGUCGAGCCCAAAGGAAAAUAGAUGAAGCCCGACUGAAAGCGAGACCAGAAUUGGCUGGUAACAAUUUUGAUAAAUGGCGAAUCCACGAUUAUGCCCAUAAAUUUACUCUCGAUCCGACCAAAUAUAAAGAUAAUGUUGAAAGAAUUGAUGUUAGCAAAUGUUCCCAUGAUACUUUUGUUGAGAAAUUUGAGAAAAUUUAUAAACCUGUAGUAAUUACCGGAGCCACCAAAGACUGGAAAGCUACAGCAAAAUGGACACCAUCAAGAUUGGCCAAAAAGUAUCGCAAUCAAAAGUUUAAAUGUGGCGAAGACAAUGAAGGAUACAGUGUAAAGCUUAAGAUGAAAUAUUUCGUUUAUUAUAUGAAUAAUAACAAAGAUGACAGUCCUUUGUAUAUAUUUGACAGUAGUUUUGGAGAGCAUCCAAGGAAAGGUCGUCUAUUGGAGGAUUACGCUAUACCCAGUUACUUUCAAGAUGAUCUUUACAAAUAUGCUGGUGAAAAUCGCCGUCCGCCAUAUCGUUGGUUUGUCAUGGGUCCACCUCGAUCGGGUACAGGUAUUCAUAUUGAUCCACUGGGGACCAGUGCUUGGAAUGCAUUGAUUCAUGGUUAUAAACGUUGGUGUCUUUUUCCUACUACAACACCCAAAGAAUUGAUUAAAGUGAAAAUAAGUGAGGGAGGUCAUCAAACUGACGAGGCAAUUACUUGGUUUAAUGUUAUCUAUCCGAGGACACAAUCUCCUUACUGGUCACCUGAAUAUGCUCCCCUUGAAAUUAUUCAAAAACCCGGUGAAACGGUAUUUGUACCUGGUGGUUGGUGGCAUGUUGUAUUGAAUCUUACAUCUACCUGCGCUGUUACUCAAAAUUUUUGUUCUCUAACUAAUUUUCCAGUUGUCUGGCAUAAAACAGUCCGUGGUAGACCUAAAUUGUCAUCAAAAUGGCACAAAAUUUUGAGUGAAAAACGACCCGAACUCGCAAAAGUUGCUGAUCUGAUUGAUGUUAACAGGGAAAUCGGUGUUGCCUCUGAUAGUUCAACUGACUCUUCAAGUUCAAGCUCUGAUUCAGGUUCAUGUUGUUCAGAUUCUUCAUCGGGAAGUGAAGCUGAAGAUGAAGAUUCUGGGCAAGAAAGUUUAACAGCCAAAAAACGUAAAAGAACAAGAUCACCGAAUCUGAAAGAGAACUCUCAAAAUGGUUAUAAAAAUAUGAGGCAAUGUAAAAGAUGACGAACUAAUCAUUAGUCAAAUUGGGUCAACAAUUAAGAGACAUCUACCAACCAUCUAAACAGAGAUUCAAUCAUUGAAAUGUCCCAACAAUCAAGAAUUUAACCAUAAAUCUACUUGCGAUAACCAACCAUCAUUUUCACUACAAUGAUCUUUCCUCAUUCAUCGUCAUCUCCCUUGAACUUUUUCUCUCAGGACAAACGUCUUGUUAAAAAGCUCAAUGAUCAACUAAUCAAAAGCAAACUCACUGAUCAACUCAGUUUAAAUUUGAUUAAAUGGUCAAGCAUUUUUUCAACAAAAAAAAAUAUUCACCAUAUAAUGUCCACUUUGCUCAAGUUGAAAUUGUUAUUUAACUUUUUUUUUGCUAAUCCAACACUUAAAUGCAUUCAAAUUGUCCCGUUAUCCUGACCCAUCACCUACUUUCCAGCCUCUUCCCUGAUGAAUUUUUCAAAACAUUUUACUUGCCAUUGAUAAUUUUCUAACUGUAUCAAAUCAUAUCCAUCAUCUUCAUCACUAUCAUCGUCAACUGUGUUCGAUUAAUUGUUCUUCAUUCUAAAAAAAGUUAUCUAAAUUGAAAAGAAAAAAAUUAAAUUCAAAUUGUUAAUCAAGAGAUUGAUUAACAAUCAAAAUUAAAGAGA